AUGAUAGAUCGUCCGAAACUCCUUCUGGGUCACUUGACUGUGUGGGAGACCCGGAGAGACACUCGUGGAUCUCUUGAGUGCAGCGGGUUACGGACGACGCGAGUGGAGUGGCCUUUGACCUCGGUUCAGCGCGUGUGUGUGGCUACGGGGGGAGAGGUCGAGGACGAAGGCAAAAUUUUCAUCAUCCAGACCAGACCAUGCCACCCGUGCGGCGAGGCCUAUCUCUACUUCUUCUCGCCGGAACUCAGCUCUCUGCUGGAGGGGCUUCACGAGGCCGUCUCCAAGCUCAUCUCGGCCUCGGCAGCGGACGACGUCUCCCUCAUCAGCGACCUGUCGGAGCUCUCGGGCGCCCUCAGCUCCGUGGUGGUGUUGCCUCAGCGUCUGCCGGACCCGCCCAAGAUGCGCAAGUCCACAUCCGUCAUAGAUCUGGCUCAGAUUCACGAGCUGCAACCUCUGUGCAACAUCCACACUCCGACCCGCCUGAGCAGCAGUCAGUGCAACCUGGCUGAGGAGCUGCGAGGAGAGCCGCCCUUGCCGGGCCGCCUGCUGGGCCACUCCCGCCGCCGGUCGAUGAGCGAGACGAACCUCGCCAAACUCUGCCUGGACGAGACUGACGAAGAGCUAGAGUCGCGUGACGACGACCUCGAAGACGCUGACCUCCGCCAGGCAGACCUCCCUAAAGACCGAACGUCCUCCUCUGGUUCCUACAACUCCUACCGGUCCACAGACUCUGGCGUCCGGCUCUCAGCCUCCCCCUCCACGCACUGCGACGGCGGCCGGUACAUGUCCGAGAACGCCGCCCGCCGCUUUGUCACCAAGUCCGACUCGAUAGACUCUGGCGUCAGAACGAAAGACGAGAACAGGGAGGUGGCGGUGGAGGGCGACGAGGCCAAAAAGGCGGAUCCUCAGGCAGGGGAUGGAAAGCAGGAGCCCUCCAGCCGGCGAGGCAUGAGCGCCCUGGAGGAGGAGCCAGACGUGGAGACCAAGGUAGGCGCAUGGUGCCUGCAGAGCGCAAGGGCCAGGAAGUCCUUCUUCGCUAAGAAUCUAAACGUGACGUGUGCGGCACACAAAGAGAGAAAGAAAGGGAGUUUGAGCAGGACCAUGUCGGAGUCCUACAAGGAAGUGACAGACAAGCAUGACGAGUUCAGGCGGCUCUCGGAGUUCACAACGUCCUCUAAGGCUUGCACAGUGUAUGAGGAAAUAGUAGACGUCCUGAAGCCUCUGACCCAAGCGAACCAGCAAGCAAAAGAGCACGAUUAUGAGGAGCUUGACAAGUGCCGGAGAGAUAUUAAGCGGAGUUACAGUUUCCAGGAAAAGACGAAGCCUCCUCCACUACCUCCCAGGCGGCCGAAGUCCUUCUCACCUGACCCGUGGGCGGAAGAGGCUCUGUCCAAGUCAGGUACUCUCAAGAAAAUAUUUGGUCUUUCAUUUCAAAGCAAAUCUCAUUCCACAGAAAGCAUGCUCGAUGUGAGCUCAGGAUAUGAUGAUUUGUCCACAUUAGGUAGUGAGGAUAUGGCAAUGGUGCAGGCCCUGGGCACUCUGCCUAGAGUCAAGAAGAAACCCGUUGAUAGACGAGAGCGUCAGUCAAGCCGUUCAGCAUCCCCCAAAAUGUCGCCAAAACAGAAGGGUCAGCGGACGCCCAGCACGGACAGCUCCCUCGCGGACGCCUCCACGCCCGAGACGCCCCAGCAGCAGCAGCAACAGCAGCAGCAGCAGGCGUGUCAGCACCGGCAGUACUGGCGUCCCGAGGCUUCCAGUGGUCCCCCUGGCGAGCCUCCCGACGCAAGUGAGGAGGCAGCGGGAGGACACGCUGGAAAAGACUCUUAUGCUUUCCUCAAGUCACCAAAGUUAAUGUCAAAGACUUUUAGCUUCUUAAAGAAAUUCCCUAAAGAGAAAAGUGGCUCUUUAGAGAGAAAACGUAAGUCGGGCAUUAACUUUUUACCACCCCAAGAUCUCUCCACAAAGUUCCCCAACAGUUAUUCAAUGGACAGUUUCGCUGUAGACAAAGGGUCCCAGAGUUGCGGUACGCCCGUCAGGGACACGGACUCGGACUGGGCGGACGCUGACGUCGUCCCCGGGAGCAGAUUGCGCUCCAUGUCUUAUUUGCCGCCUUCCUCGCCAGCCAUAAGGAUCCCCUUCCACUCCCACCACGAUUCCGUGACUACCACUCCUGCGGGAACUCCCACGGGCCACUCCUUCAGUCCCCUUCGGAAACUAAGCUCCCCGCAGCCCCCCACAGAUCCCUCACUGUGGAGGGACGAAGGGGACUGCUGGAAGGAGUGCGACUCUCGCCUCCUACCUGGUGGGUUUCCACCUCCCCCUCGGGAGCCUCCGCCUCCCCCUGCCCCCCAUGAACCUCACUAUGCCAACCUGCCCCACCAUACCCACGACCAGGACUACAUGUCCAUGGACGAAGUUCGAGGGGCCUACAGGAGGAUCUCAAGCGCAUCUGUCGGCGAGGCAAGAAGAGACAGCGGAGGUUACCUGUCCAUGGGUGAGAUCCGUUCCUUCCGGGCAGGUGAUACCCCAGACUGCCCUGGCUGCAGCCAUGUGCCAGGAAGUAUCACGCACCACGACUGCCACCCGGAGCGCGAGGCCAUGCCUGAAGACCACGAGUACAUGACGAUGGAUGACAUCCAGACAGUACUCCACACGGAGUUCCCAGGGAUCUACUCGUCGAAGGAGGAGAAAGAGCUGUACAAACACUGUGGGUACAAGAGCGCCCCCGCCAGCCGCAAGACCUCGUACUCUGAGGGUUCUGAUUACCUCACGCCUCAGGAAGUAGGGCGCAUGAUCCGGAGGGAGGUCCUGGCGAUACGCCGAGGAGGCCGAGAGGUGCCCGUGGAGCACCCACACCACAUGCAUGCCCACGCGCACACCUACGAUCCUCUUCACCACACAAUGGAUCCACACCACCACCAACACGACCCCCACCACCACCACCAACACGACCCACCUCCUCACCACCACCAGCAGGAAUCCCACGUCCACCACCACGACCCCCAACACCCGCAGUAUCACCACCACUAACACCACCGACACUUGGCAAAGGAAACCACCACCAUCAGAAAACAAGCCAAGGCCACUCGACGCCACCCUGGCUCACUCUGCACAAAGACGCCUCUGGACUCUUACAAUUCUUUGGCCUUAAGAUCACCAUGCUCAUGAAUAUGCAUUGUGUGCUUCUUUUUUUACAUAUAUACAUAUAUAUAUAAUUCCCUUGCAACUUAUCAAUGCACCGUUAUGGAUAUAUAUAUAUAUAUACAUCUUUAUGUAUAUAUAAUUAUAAUAAAUGUGUAUGUGCUUCAGAUGGAUGCACAUACGAAACCCAUGGAAGAAGAGGUACGAAAAGGUACUUAAGAUGUUUGGUUGUUUUUUAAAGAUCUUCGAAAGACCUUGACUUUCCCCGUUUGAAUCUACAGCGAUGGUGCCAACAUUCCCCGUGCCAAGACUCAUAGCUGUACCCAAGCUCAAGUCAUACUAGAGAGUGUACAGUUUAGAAUUAUCUACCAUAGACAUAAUUGUCUGAGACAAGAUAGGUAUUGAAAUUCCUCGAUUAUUUAUUUCUGGUAUUCGGUUUUGAGAUCAUUUAUAGCUGAGAAUACCUGUGCUUUGUCUCCACCAAUGCUCCUUCCUCUAUCAUAGCAGGUACGAAUAUGUCAUAAUUUUUUCACAACACUUGGUAUAUUUAGAUGGAUUUCCAUUUGAGUAUAGAUUAGCUUUGUAAAUUUUAUGUGACACAACGACCGUAGGAUUUUAAUAUACAAGCUUUGAGAUGUUUAUAUAGACCUUAUCAUGUUCUCAGAUAUUUUGGAUUGGUGCAGUAUCCCCUCGACUCAAUGCUAGUUUGUUCCAUUCUGUUCGUCGUGAAGGUGCCAGGCAGAAGUGGCACUUGUGAGGAGGGUCAGUCAAGAGUGAAAGUGAAAGUGUGAAUAGGUUUCCAAGAGUUUUUCUAUUUCUCUCUCUUCUCUCUUCGAGUGUGUUUUGGAGAUGUAUCAACACAGAUUUUUCAGAUACUGUGUAUCACUAUUUGUUUCCGUUCAUAUAUAAUACCCAACGCUGCCUUCAUUGUAAUAACCGUGAAUUUCAGAAAGUUUUCUACAAAGUCUUUGGAAAUGAAAAAGUCAUAGUUUAUACUCGCCUUAAACUGUUAUAAUGUUAUGAUAUGAUUUAAACUUGUACGUAUUGAAGAUUGUGAAGGAUGUCGAUUAGUCAGCUUAGUCAUUCCUAAGCUGAGUAGAACUGUUGCCUCACUUCCUCAAUGAUUUAGCAUUGUUGUGUGAUAUUAUGCAGAAGAAAAUAAGGAUGAUUUUAAAGCCUUUGAACUCUUUUUCUGUCAAUGAACCAAAGAUCUUAAGAGUUGUGUGUACGAAGUUCGGUUUUCCUUAAGGGAACGCAGAACUGCCUUACGAAACGGAAGUGAGAUCAGUAUUACUAGAUAUGUAAAUCAGACCCAACUGUGCCAAUCGACUCCAGUAAAACUACACUUCAAAGUGCCAGGCUGACCCACACUGCCUUUAUGCGCAAAGUGCCACUCUCGCCUGUAACCUCACCGCUAGAAUGUUUUCCUCAGAUAGUGUUUUGUGUAGAGCAGACAACCAAGAGGGGUUGGUGUUGUCUGUGUAUUGCGUAUUGUUAAAGGGUGUCUUCUUUGGGUAUACCGCGAUCUGGUCCCUUGUUCAUUAUUAGUUAAGUGAAGGGAGGUGGUCUACUAGCCACUAGCAAGGUACAGGUUCCUUUGCUUGUGAUGGGCGAUGCAUGGUCUAUUGCUGGCUGUUCUGCUAGCCACCUCGGACCACCAGUCAGCUAUCGUUCCGAAACGGACCAGAUGCCGCUAGUGACGGAAAGGGAAGGAAAGUUGUUUUUUUCCCCCAAGAGAAUCUGAUAUAUCUCUGGGACUCAAGACCCAAGUGGAGGAAGGGGAAAGAGUUGUCGGUGUCUGCACUUCAUGUACUUUUUUUUAAUCCAAUCUUAAAUGUGUAUAUCCUGUAAGUGGCUAGGAACACUGCCAUGUGCUACUCCAGAGACAAUACUACAGAUGUACAUUUUAUUACUGACGUAUCACUGAUAGGUUGAGGUAAACUGUUUCGUUAGAACACGAGGAGGGAGUUUCGAACACCAAGACUUCUGAGACCAAGACCAAGCCAGGACGGGCCAAGAAAUCGCACAAUACCUGAGACAAUAUGGUGUGAACUUACAUUGACUUUAGGGCAUUUUUUCCUGUUUGACCUUGUGACCUUCAAGGUGACUUCCAUUGUCAGUUUGAAAUGUUUCGAAGCGUGUUUUCGUGCGCACCUCACUCCCGAAAAAAAAUACAAAUGAUGAUAAUUAACUCCGGAAGUCAUAACCACUGCCUGGGUGUCUCUGAAGUGUCAUUGAUGUUGAUUGUGACUUGCUUCGUGUUGCUUCGGUUGUUUUGGCAUAAUUAUUGGUGUAUUUGUUGUCCUUUCUCUCUCGCUCUCUCUCUCUAUCUCUCUCUCUCUCUCUCUCUCUCUCUCUCUCUCUCUCUCUCUCUCUCUCUCUCUCUCUCUCUCUCUCUCUCUCUCUCUCUCUCUC
Messenger RNA from Penaeus chinensis, 5556 nucleotides. RefSeq lists its product as uncharacterized. The record is from RefSeq and is a predicted model, not a curated record. The transcript is spliced from 4 exons. Lineage: Eukaryota; Metazoa; Arthropoda; Malacostraca; Decapoda; Penaeidae. The coding region runs from base 1 to 3030 and encodes 1009 amino acids.